AUGCUGUACAUUCUUGUUAAACGUGGUAAGGACGCAUACUAUAUCCUCGUAGAUCCUUCUGGGAAGGUGGGGGACAUUUGCAGAAUACUAGGACGUCUAAUUGGAAACGACCCCCAAGAUAUCCAACUAUUCCUGAACAAUCAGCCAUUAGACGCAGAUUACGGAAUAUUUGACCUUGCCAUGGACGAGCGUUCGUCCGUCACAUAUAAACUGAGAACCGUUGUCGGCCACGAUGCAGAAAUGCAGCCCGUGUAUGAAUAUGUUUAG
Giardia duodenalis is the source of this 267-nucleotide messenger RNA. RefSeq lists its product as uncharacterized. The transcript has a single exon. The record is from RefSeq and is a predicted model, not a curated record. The coding region runs from base 1 to 267 and encodes 88 amino acids. Lineage: Eukaryota; Fornicata; Diplomonadida; Hexamitidae.